AAUGAUUCAUCAAAAUCUAGCCUUUGGUAAUUUAAUAACUUCUAAUCAAUUGGAAAGGCUUGUAAAAUAAUAGAAAAUAUUACUCAAAUCUCCACAAGAGAAGAAUGAUAAAAAAAUUAAAUCUAAGAGAUUAUUUAGAUCAACUAGUUUCAAGACUGAACAACAUGCAUUAUUAUUGUUAACACCUAAAAAUAGAUCAACUAAGAGUCCAAUGCUAUUGAAACCACCCAUCGAAAAGAAUGCUCUUAAGAGACUCCCUUCUAAACCUAAUCCAUAUGAUGCAUUGGGUAAGAGUGAAAAAUCAUUUACCAGUACUCAAAGAAGAAGCAGUGCUCCAUUACUAAAAAUUACAAGGAGAUGGAGUUAUCAUGAAACCUUAACUGAAAAAUAAAGACGUCUUAAUAAUAAGGCACCGAAAACUACCAUAAAAUAUCACUAUAUAACAGCAGAAAAAACUAAAAAGAAAAAGCUUAAUCGAUUAAGAUGGCAAUAUAGUAUAUAUUUCUUUAUAUAUAAAGAAUUCAUAAGUAGACUACAAAAAAAUAAAAUUAAGAAGCUACGAAGUAAAACAUUACCUUUAGCUCCGUUCAUUCGAAUGAGGCAUACAAGAGCUAAAACAGUAGCUGAAGAAUAACAUCAUGGUCCUAUCUUAAAUUUGGAAGAAUCAUUAAUAAGAAAGAUAGAUAUUCUUGUAAUGUAAAGAAAGAGUGCAAUGCGAAGACAUACAUGUUUUUAAAUACCAAAAAAAAGUGUAUUAGUUUCAAAAGAAAAAUUAAUAAAUUACUAAAAAUAGAUUUCUGAAUAUUUAGUCAAAACAUAAUAAGAACCUGAAAAUCAAGUUGAAUUUUCUCCUGCUUUAGAUUAAAUUCGAGCAUAUCAAAAAAGAGUGAACUUUAGUGAUAGGAAACAAUCGUUAAAAAUAUCACAUCCAAAAAAGAAGAGUUUUGUAUCAGAAAUGAUUAAAAAACAAUCACAUAGUAUCAUCACAUCGUAUAUAUCAAAUAAGGCUGUAACUUUGAAUUCAGAACAUUAAUCGAUUUCAUAUACACCAUUAAAUUAAUUAAUUCAAAAAAAGACACAUACUAUUCAUGAAAAAAUUGUAAAUAAUUAAUCUUGGUCAGAUAAAACUUUGAUAAAAAGAAGACCAAAUUUAUUAAUCAAAUUAUAACCUUAUUUAUCAAAAUAAGUAGUUGUUAAAUGA
This is a messenger RNA of Paramecium pentaurelia, 1201 nucleotides long. The record is from the annotation of a GenBank genome assembly. NCBI's taxonomy places the organism in Eukaryota, Ciliophora, Oligohymenophorea, Peniculida, Parameciidae.